AUGUCGGUCCAGAUCUUCCUCAACAGGCCUCACGCAUUCUUUACAAACCUCGACUACAUCACGGGCAAGGCCGUCUUGUCCCUCUCGACGGAAACGCCCAUAACUUCCAUUAUCGUCAAGUUAGAAGGCGAGAGCCGGACUCGUUUAGCCGCUGCGAAGUAUCCGCACAAUGAACGGUCAGACAAGAAGCGGACGGAGAUUGAAUUGCACAAGGUGCUAUACAAGGUCAUCACCCUCUUUCCUGGACCGGAGAUACAGGAUCAUGUAUCACCUAAUCCAUUCUAUACCCUCGCACCAGGAAUAUAUGAGUACCCUUUCCAAUUCAGGUUCCCGUUCAACAACGAUUGCAUCGAUAACCCAUUGCCCACUAACUUGAACAUGGCCGGCAUAAGGGUAGAGGUAGCUCGGGAUACCAAUCAGCAUAUUCGAAGAACCCUGCCUCCUUCAUUGACCGGGUUCCCCGGUGAAGCUGAGAUUAAAUAUUAUGUUAAGGCGACAGUCGCCAGGCCGCAGUUUUACAAGGAAAACUACAGAGGAUUUGCGGAUUUCAGGUUUCUGCCUAUAGAACCGCCGCGGAAGAAGGAGGUUGAUAAGGAAUCAUAUGCUAGACGAGAGCAUCAGUUCAAGUCCCGAGCACAACCGCAGUCACCCCAGUCACCCCAGUCACCCCAAGAGAAAAAGGGGCUCUUCAAAGGCAGUGCUGAAAGCGAGCUGUUGCCUCGUUUCUCUGUCGAUGCACGCCUGCCUAGCCCUCCGAUAAUAACGUGCAAUGAACCGCUACCACUUCGCAUCUUGAUAAAGAAGCUCAACGAUAGUAGCGAGAUUGUUACCCUCCAGCUUCUGCAGAUAGAACUGAUAUCCUACACCUAUAUCCGUGCUCAUGACCUUACUCGAACUGAAAGCGGAAGCUGGGUUGUCACUACUCGAAGUAACAUUGGCUUGCCCUUAGGCAACGGCAGUGACCCGGCGGGUAAAGAAUGGAAGCUGGAUCCAGAAAUGUGGAAUCGUAUACCACUACCUAGCGCCGUUCUUCCAUCCUUUGAGACAUGCAAUAUGUCAAGAGCAUAUGAAUUAGAGAUAAGGGUUGGACUGGCCCAUGGGCCAGCUGGGUCGAAGAAAGGUCUUAUUGUCCUUCCUUUACGGAUGGCCGUUCAGGUAUUCUCCGGUAUUCCGCCGCCUCAAGCACUUCUUGACGCUAUGGAUGGGCGGCCAUCAAAGGAGCCAAUUCCAGCUCCUAUGCAAAGCCCGGCUUUCGGGCUAGAUCAUGGGCCUAGUCAUGUACCUAGUCAUAUACCGCCUAGCCAGCCUAUGCCAGGUCCCAGUCCGACCUCGAGCAACCCGAAUAUACCACCUCCCCAACCCCCACGCCCACCAAUCCAAGCAAACCACCCUAUUGCCAUGGAUAACUACGAAGAAGCUCCCCCGCCCAGCUACGAGGAUGCGAUGGCGGAUGCUCUUGCGCCAGUAGAUGGCCCGAGGCGCGAGUAUAACCCACUUGCCGCAUCACAACGCCCUUCGUCAUGGACCUCAACUGAUGCUCAAUCUUCAGCACCCCCCGGUAACCCCAGAAGCAAUAGCUUCGGCCCCUCCGGUUACGGUGGCUACGAUAUAGAUUCAAAAUGUGACGAACGACUAUUUCCCAGCGACGCCGGAUCGCGGUCCCCGACAUUUGAGUUCACGAAUAUCCCGCCUGUGAUGGUCGAGAGAGAUGUAAACCAGCCAUCCCGCCUAGCCACUACGAACGAAACCGAUGGGCUGGGAAAUAGCGGCCUACUAAUGCAGAAGCAGAUACGUGAGUUCCAACACUACCAGAUCUCGGGACAACACGACGACGUAUCCGAGUCGCCAACGGCGUCAACAACAGAUUUACCGUCGAUGACAUCCUCGUCAACGGUAUCACUACCGAUGGAUAGACCGCCUCUACAGCCAAGGCGGACAACACCAAUCAUGCCGAACCUAGGUAUACCACCUAGAAAACCUGUGCCAGCACCGAAGAAGAUGAAUUCUUUACCUUGA
Nannizzia gypsea CBS 118893 is the source of this 2016-nucleotide messenger RNA. RefSeq lists its product as hypothetical. Bases 1 to 2016 code for a protein of 671 amino acids. Gene Ontology annotation, molecular function: ubiquitin protein ligase binding; protein-macromolecule adaptor activity. The record is from RefSeq and is a predicted model, not a curated record. The transcript is spliced from 5 exons. Gene Ontology annotation, cellular component: cytosol; plasma membrane; cytoplasm. Gene Ontology annotation, biological process: ubiquitin-dependent endocytosis. Lineage: Eukaryota; Fungi; Ascomycota; Eurotiomycetes; Onygenales; Arthrodermataceae.